This is a messenger RNA of Sphaerodactylus townsendi, 3120 nucleotides long. It is a transcript of the gene RHBDL1, whose product is annotated as rhomboid like 1. Gene Ontology annotation, cellular component: membrane. The record is from RefSeq and is a predicted model, not a curated record. The transcript is spliced from 8 exons. NCBI's taxonomy places the organism in Eukaryota, Metazoa, Chordata, Lepidosauria, Squamata, Sphaerodactylidae. Gene Ontology annotation, molecular function: serine-type endopeptidase activity. The coding region runs from base 108 to 1235 and encodes 375 amino acids.
CCGCAGCAGCCGCGGCCAGAGAGAGGCAGCAGCGCCGCCCGGCUCGGCUCCUGCGCAACGCCCGGCCGCCUCCGUGCCCGCCUGGCCUCGCCUCGGCCGGCAGGUAUAUGGAGAGGAGCUCGCUGCUGCAGCUCAUCCAGGAGCAGCUUGAUCCCGAAAACACGGGUUUUGUUGGCGUGGAGACCUUUGCCAGCCUGGUGCACAGCCAUGAACUGCCUCUGGACCCUGCCAAGCUCGAGAUGCUGGUGGCACUGGCACACAGCAACGACGAGGGACAGAUCUGCUAUCAAGAGCUGGUAGACCUGGUCAGUGGCAUCAACAGCAAGAGAUCCAGCAGCUUCAAGCGGGCCAUAGCCAACGGGCAGAGGGCGCUGCCCCGCGAUGGCCUGCUGGACGAGACCGGCCUGGGCUUCUACAAGCGCUUUGUGCGCUACGUGGCGUACGAGAUCUUGCCGUGCGAGAUGGACCGGCGGUGGUACUUCUAUCAACACCGUUCGUGCCCCCCACCCGUGUUCAUGGCCGUCGUCACGCUGACCCAGAUCAUCGUUUUCCUGUGCUACGGAGCCCGCCUGAACAAAUGGGUAUUGCAGACAUACCAUCCAGAGUAUAUGAAGAGCCCCUUGGUCUAUCACCCAGGGCACCGAGCCCGUGCCUGGCGGUUUCUCACCUACAUGUUUAUGCACGUGGGAUUGGAACAGUUGGGGUUCAAUGCCCUCCUGCAGCUGAUGAUUGGGAUCCCCCUUGAAAUGGUCCAUGGCGUUCUCCGCAUCAGCUUUCUCUACCUGGCGGGAGUCCUGGCCGGCUCCUUAACUGUCUCCAUCACAGACAUGAGAGCCCCUUUGGUCGGAGGCUCCGGGGGCGUCUACGCACUCUGCUCCGCUCACCUGGCUAACGUUGUCAUGAACUGGGCAGGAAUGCGGUGCCCGUACAAACUGCUCCGCAUGGUCCUGGCACUGGUGUGCAUGAGUUCCGAGGUGGGUCGCGCCGUCUGGCUGCGCUUCUCGCCGCCGCUGCCUUCUUCGGGUCCCCAGCCCAGCUUCAUGGCCCACUUGGCAGGGGCGAUUGUGGGCAUCAGCAUGGGCCUGACCAUUCUCCGCAGUUACGAGGAGAACCUGCAAGACCAGUGCAGUUGGUGGGUGGUGCUGCUGUCGUACGCCACCUUCUUGGUCUUCGCCAUCUUCUGGAACAUCUUCGCCUAUGAUCUUCUCGGGGCGCAGAUCCCCCCUCCCCCGUAGACGCCGUCCCCGGUCCUCUCUGCAGCACCCACCCCAGAAGUGCCAAAAAACACCCCCCUGCAGAUGUCUCAGGGGGUCAGCCUGGCGCCGCAAGCGCGGGAGCCCGGAAGAAACGCCACUGCCGCUUCUCCGAUCCUGGCGGCCGGACGCCCAAAGUGGACCGUACGAGGCUCGCGCUGAGAAGCACAACGACGACGUGGAUGCUUGCCGACCCCGAUCCAAGCAGUGGUCCCUUUCCCCCUCUUCCCCGAAUCCUUAUGUACCCAUCUUCACCAGCAUCUGCGAAACGGAUGCCCAUCUUCCCCCAACCCCCCGGAAACAGAUGCGUGCAGCCAUGUUUCCUUAUUGGCAUGAGGGUUCCAGUGUUCUCUUCAGUAUUGAUCUAACCCCUCCUUCUGUCUGAGGCUGUGAGCUGCAGUCCACGACGGGUCACUCGGGCUGGGUAGGAGCCGGACCUGCUUAGCAUUAGUGAUGGAGCUGUAUCGGGGGCCUGUCUCUACCCUCUGUGGAGGGAAUCCCCUCUGGUGCUCACCCUGGGAAUUCCUUUGCUGCUGGCUUCCAACUCAGCCCCCUACUCUUCUGUGGCCUCUGGGGAGUCUCUAGCCAAAGGAGGGUUGUGGUUCUCAAUGGUAAAUGGGGAAACAGUGUGGGAUUCAGCCCAUGUGGAGGCUGCCCCUUUUGACCCAGAAAUCUUUCUGUCUCAUCUCUGAGCUGUAUCAGGGGCCAGUCAGGGUUUACCCAAGAGAGGAGGGAAAGGCCCGCACGCUGGUGUUCCCAAGGCAUAAUGUUGUGUUGCGGUGCAAAUUGUGUGCUGUUCACCUAGUGAGUUCUCCUGUGAAGGCCCAAGUGUGAACUCCAUGGGAUCCAAGCUGUUCCUUUUCCUUUGCUUCCCCCCCCCCCCGCUCCCCAAAUUGCCCUGUCUGUAUUCUCUUUCCCUUUGGAAACCCCAGCACUUGAGUCUGGAUGGUGCAGGCCCCAGCUUGGGCAAUUAGAAAGCCUGUUUCUUCGAUCAGAGGUGUAGCCUAGCUCAGAGGUCGCCUUGAUUCCCACAAGGGCCAGUAUUCUAUCCCUGUGUGCAGCCGUACAAUCUGUGUUGAGUUUAGAGUCGAGUUGGCUUGGCUGCAGCAGAGACACCCAGUGAGAUCGAAGAUGCUGCGGCCACGAUUUAACAUUCGGAAGCCGUGGCCCCCGUUUUAGUCUUUGCCUAAUCAACGAAGCCCAAAACUGAGCGUGACGUCUUGCCCAAAGGGGUCUGGACUCAGCCUGCCAUAAGCCGCUUUGGGUGGGGAUCAAACUGCAAGCUGGCUUUGAAGGAGGCCUGUGGGUGUAGCAAGGGGGGGGGUCCAUUUGGAAGGGAGGGGCAGCUGGGUUGUGUCGAGGUCCACAGCAUGAUGCUGAGUGGGGCUCGAUUCUGCCGUGAACGUAUGAAGCUGCCCUGUUGAGCGUCACACCUUUGAUCCAUAUUGUCACCUGAGUGUUGCCUACUCAGACUGGCAGCUGUACUGCAGGUUUUACAGGCAGAGAUCUUACAUAUCACCUGCUGCCAGAUCCUUUAACUGGAGAUGCCGAGGAUCGAAACUGGGCACUUCUGUACGCCAAAGCAGGUGCUCUCCCACUGAGCCACGGCCCCUUUGCCAGUGGACAAGCUCCGGCACGUAGCCAAAGAACACCAGGGGGUUGUGUAAUAGUAGGGCCCUGCAGUUGUCCCAUGUUCUGAUGGGCUGUCUGCAUGGGAGAGGUGAAACAUCCCGCCACAGGUAAGCAUGCUGUAGGAUGUGGGGUGGGGGGGAGGGAGAGUUCUUAGAAGCCAAUGCCCCACCUGGAUCUGAAAUGUGUAAUGGCGGCAGAGGAGGGAGAGAAAUAUGAAUAAAUAUUUUGCACACCA